AUGGGUAAGGUUGGAAAUUCGACCGUGACAAGAAAAUGUGACGGCAGAGUGACUUCAAAUUUUCAACAUAUAAUCUUGAGAAGAUGAGUUUUAAUCACUGGAAAUUUUAGCCCACGUUUAGCAAGGGAAUUUGAAAUAUCUGGCGAUAUUUACAGACACUAUGGGAAAUGAGGAGAGUCGGUCAAACAGAAAUUGACCAGUAAAAGAGCCAGGUUUUCGCUGUGUGAAAGCAUUUUAAUUAGUUUUUUUAAUAGGGAAAUAACUUUUUACCUUCUGUCUGCGCUAAAUCUACGAGAGAAACACUUGACCCAAAAUGAGUCAAGUCUUUCUCUUGGUUCAAAAUUUUGAGUGAAAAAUUGAAAUUCCCAAGAUUUCUUAUUUUUUGAGCUAAAUUUACAUAAAUUGACCUUAAAAGUCGAAUAACCACAAUUUUUCCCCAAAAAUCCGGAAUUCUCAAGGAUAUUCAAAUUUUGGAGAGCUCAAAAAUCCAAAUUGUUCUCAGUCCUGUGUGUGAGUGAGUGUCAACCGGUCGGUUUCUCGUCUCUUGGUUCCAAUCCCGGCUAUUUGGAGAUCAAGUAAGGAUUACGGUAGUUUUCGUGGUGGAACCCAGAAUUUAUAUCCUUAAUUUUGAAAAAAUGUGAUAGGUGACCUAUCAAAGUAACAGAUUUACUCUAUUGGUUUACAGAAUGUUUAAAUCCAUCGUUUUCCUCAUCUUCCUUAUCGCUCUCGCCACUGCCGAGGAUGUGCAUGGUCGUUGUGAGCGCUAUUCCAAGGCCUUUGCGGAAGCUUUGGAGGGGCAUGCCCAGUCUGAGGAAGAGCGCAAUUUCGUGGUAAACGAAGAGUACAGUAGUGCUAUGGCUUAUGUGGGUUUUAAUUUUUGCAUUUUAAAUUUUUUCGUUGAAAAGAUUUUUGCAAAUCCCAUAGAUAAAGAGUAAUUUUUAGAAUGUAAAACUCCUUUUUUAUAUUUAUUAAACCCUAUUCUUCGCCUUUCUACCUUUCAUUCCGCCUAAUUUUGCAUUUGUGGCAGAGGGGAAGACUUGACCCAACUUGGGUCAAGUCUUCCCCUCGUUACGAAAGAAUCUCAGCAAAUCGCGUGAGCCCGUUUGGGAGUAAAAUACGAUAAUUCAUCGUCUUAUUUUUUUAGUGCCGCAAACAUGGACUCUGUGAAACGCCCUGCUACCGUGAGAUCUUCACCUGUCUGGAUGCCCAAAGAAUCUUCGACUUUGUCAUCCCCAAACUGAACGAAUGCUGCAAAAAGUGCCACGGCAUAAAAACCUAAGCCCUCUUUUAUUUUUGAUAAAUGUUUGUAUUCGAAAUGGUCGGGCUCAUUCCAGGGGAACACUUGACUCGGUCUGGGUCAAGUUUUUCUCUCAUUACUGAAAACGCAAAAAACGGGCAUCCAAGUGCACCAUCGCAAUGUACAUCGCUAAUAUGCAAAAAACAUGACAAGAUUACAUAAUUUACGGCAUGAAAAUCUAAAAAAAAUCAACUUUUUUUCAGAAUUUUUUGGGAAAGAAAUUCUCAAAAUCUCCACUACGUGAGACGCGGCUUUUAAUUCACUCACGCUCCCGGAACAUUCAUUUCCCACAAAUUUUCUCCAAAAAAUCCGGAGUUCUCAAGGAUAUUCAAAUUUCGGAGACCUCAAGAUACGAAAUCCUAGUUGUAGCUUAGUCCUGUGUGUGAGUGAGUUUCAACCGGUCGGAUUCUCGUUUCUUGGUUCCAAUCCCGGCAUAUUUGGAGAUCAAGUAAGGAUUACGGUAGUUUUCGUGGCGGGACCCAGAAUUUAUAUUCUUAAUUUUGCAAAAAUGGGAUAGAGAUUUUUCCAGUAAAAAUGGGUUGAGGAUUUCCGGUUGAGGGAGCAAAUUUACUCUAUCAAAUUUACAGAAUGUUCAAAUCGAUCGCUUUCCUCACCUUCCUUAUCGCUCUCGCCGCUUCCAUAAAAAUUUGUCCCUACUCCGACGACUUCAUGGAAACCUUACCAAAGGUUGUCAAAGAUGAGAAAAGGCGCCAUAUCGUGGUCGACAAAGAGUACAAGAAGUUCAAGGAUUUUGUGAGCCCUCAUUUACUUAACUUUUUUCGUUGAAAAAUCAAUUUACACAAUAUUAUAGGGUAAUAUAUGGUAUGUGAAAGUUUUUUUCUAUCUUUUAUGAACUCUAUUUUUUGCUUUGCUAGCUUUUAUUCCACCUAAUUUUGCAUUUGCGACGGAGGGGAAGACUUGACCCUAAUUGGGUCAAGUGUUCUCCUCAUCACCAAAAUAUCUCAAAAACCGGGUAAAGCCCAGCCCUACCAAAAAACUAGGGUAGAAUAGGAUAACUAAUCAUUUUAUUCUUUAGUGCCUCCGCCAUGGAACGUGUGAUACGCUCUGCUACCACGAUAUCUUGGCCUGUCUGGAUUUCCAAAGAGUCUCCGACUUUGUCAACCCAGGACUGGACUUUUUAUGCUGUUAUACGUGCGGCGGAAGAGCCUAG
Bursaphelenchus xylophilus (pine wood nematode) is the source of this 2468-nucleotide messenger RNA. The record is from the annotation of a GenBank genome assembly. NCBI's taxonomy places the organism in Eukaryota, Metazoa, Nematoda, Chromadorea, Rhabditida, Aphelenchoididae.